ACGUGUCAUUUGCAGACAGCUCGUUGGCGGCGUUGCGCAGGCUCUUUUUUCGUAAAAGUCGUGUUGGAGUGUUACUAAUGAACAAAAGUUGAAUGGUUUUAGUCGAAUUAAUCAGUUGAUAAUUUAGUUAGGAUAGUUAAAUCGCAAUAAAUCAAAAUGGGAAUUAAAUUCCUUGAAGUUAUAAAGCCGUUUUGCAGUAUAUUGCCGGAGAUAGCAAAACCAGAGAGAAAGAUUCAAUUCCGUGAAAAAGUAUUAUGGACUGCAAUAACAUUAUUUAUUUUCCUAGUAUGUUGUCAGAUACCCUUAUUUGGUAUAAUGUCAUCAGACAGUGCAGAUCCUUUCUAUUGGAUCCGUGUAAUCUUAGCAUCAAACAGAGGAACACUCAUGGAACUUGGUAUCUCACCUAUUGUCACAUCUGGUCUCAUCAUGCAGCUAUUAGCUGGUGCAAAAAUAAUUGAAGUUGGUGACACUCCAAAAGACAGGGCUUUAUUCAAUGGUGCUCAAAAAUUGUUUGGCAUGGUGAUAACAGUGGGCCAGGCGAUCGUAUACGUAAUGACGGGAAUGUACGGCGAGCCUAGUGAAAUUGGGGCUGGUGUGUGUCUGCUUAUCAUCAUCCAGUUAUUCGUCGCCGGUUUGAUUGUGCUGCUUCUUGAUGAACUCUUGCAAAAAGGAUAUGGUCUGGGCUCUGGUAUUUCACUGUUUAUUGCCACAAAUAUUUGUGAAACUAUCGUCUGGAAAGCAUUCUCACCCGCUACCGUCAAUACUGGUCGCGGCACAGAAUUCGAAGGCGCCGUGAUAGCGCUGUUCCACUUGCUCGCCACCCGCCCGGACAAGGUCCGUGCCCUCCGCGAGGCUUUCUACCGACAAAAUCUUCCUAACCUGAUGAAUCUCCUUGCCACAGUUCUGGUCUUUGCUAUCGUCAUAUACUUCCAGGGCUUCCGCGUGGAUCUACCAAUUAAAUCAGCGCGAUACCGCGGCCAGUAUUCCUCAUAUCCGAUCAAGCUAUUCUACACAUCGAACAUCCCUAUCAUCUUGCAGUCGGCGCUCGUGUCUAACUUAUAUGUUAUUUCUCAAAUGCUGGCGGUGAAGUUCAGCGGCAACUUCCUGGUGAACCUGCUGGGCGUGUGGGCGGACGUGGGCGGCGGCGGGCCGGCGCGCGCGUACCCGGUGGGCGGGCUGUGCUACUACUUCAGCCCGCCGGAGUCGCUCGCGCACAUCGCGCACGACCCGCUGCACGCGCUGCUCUACAUCGUCUUCAUGCUCGGCUCCUGCGCCUUCUUCUCCAAGACCUGGAUCGACGUCUCCGGCUCCUCCGCCAAGGAUGUCGCCAAGCAGUUGAAGGAACAACAGAUGGUUAUGCGCGGCCACCGAGACAACUCUAUGAUCCACGAGCUAAACAGAUAUAUCCCGACAGCAGCCGCCUUCGGUGGUCUCUGUAUCGGUGCGCUCUCUGUAUUGGCGGAUUUCCUCGGCGCCAUCGGUUCCGGUACUGGUAUCCUGCUCGCUGUCACCAUCAUCUACCAGUACUUCGAGAUAUUCGUCAAGGAACAAGCCGAGAUGGGCGGCAUGAGUACGCUGCUCUUCUAAAUAGUUUAAAUUCCACGCCGCGGCGAACGCUACGCUCAGAGCUUUCGUUUCGUAAGUUUUUUUUUAUUUAGUAUCGGGUGCAGCGUUUGCCCCGGCGCAGUGUGUGCGUAGCGUGUGUGGGUAAUGCUAAUUUAUAUGAAUUUAAUGAGGUGAACUUUAUAAUAAAAUAAUUUACGAGAAGUACACACGUUGUUUUUGUCGAACGUCCGCUGUUAGUCCUUUCGAGUAGUUACUUUUAUUUUUUUUUAUAUAUGUUGUUCUUAGUUUUUAAGCGUUCUUUAUAUAACUUAUUACGAUCCAACAUUGUUAAGUUAAUCUUACAAAACUUAAUUUUAUAUUUAAGUUUGUGUUGGAUGUUUUGUAAAAGACGUUGUAAAAUCAGUGAUUUGUAUAUACGUUGUGCGAGACACAUCACAUGUUGAGGUUGGACAGCUCAGAUUUAAUGUCAUAAAUUUAAUACACCACACAUGACAGUUAUAUAAUUAAAAUAUUUUAGAAUAAA
Galleria mellonella (greater wax moth) is the source of this 2089-nucleotide messenger RNA. It is a transcript of the gene Sec61alpha, whose product is annotated as protein transport protein Sec61 subunit alpha. Gene Ontology annotation, cellular component: membrane; Sec61 translocon complex. The transcript is spliced from 10 exons. Gene Ontology annotation, biological process: post-translational protein targeting to membrane, translocation; SRP-dependent cotranslational protein targeting to membrane, translocation. Gene Ontology annotation, molecular function: ribosome binding; signal sequence receptor activity; transmembrane protein transporter activity. NCBI's taxonomy places the organism in Eukaryota, Metazoa, Arthropoda, Insecta, Lepidoptera, Pyralidae. The record is from RefSeq and is a predicted model, not a curated record. Bases 157 to 1587 code for a protein of 476 amino acids.